Mizuhopecten yessoensis (Yesso scallop) is the source of this 1814-nucleotide messenger RNA. Its product is annotated as neuronal acetylcholine receptor subunit alpha-9-like. Gene Ontology annotation, molecular function: neurotransmitter receptor activity; extracellular ligand-gated monoatomic ion channel activity; transmembrane signaling receptor activity. Lineage: Eukaryota; Metazoa; Mollusca; Bivalvia; Pectinida; Pectinidae. Gene Ontology annotation, biological process: chemical synaptic transmission; nervous system process; regulation of membrane potential. The record is from RefSeq and is a predicted model, not a curated record. Bases 142 to 1434 code for a protein of 430 amino acids. The transcript has 2 exons. Gene Ontology annotation, cellular component: synapse; membrane; neuron projection.
GUGGCAUUCGUUACAAGUUAAACCCCUACUGGCACCACCACAUAUGUCCACAUAUACUUAAUUUGACUUGUCCAUUGUUUUAUAUAACGAAUAUUUUCAAACAGCCGAACUACAUUAUUACGCUUGGGUAAGGAAUUCAAAAUGGCGAACCUCUGUUCCACCUACGGAAUUGUGGUCCUACUUUGUGUCAGUUUUUGGAACUUAGAUAGUGUUUUGUCUGCCACAAGUACAAACUUCAAAGAAUUUCUGGACAAUGAACCGUUCAGGAGUUUCAGCGACAAAAUUUUCCCGAAGAUAUUCCAAAUAGAGCACUUAGAUGUUGACAUCGAGUUCACUUUGGUUGGAGUAACCGAUUUUGAUGAACUGAACGGAAACCUGGCGAUUGUCGGUCUUGCUGUGAUUCGAUGGAGAAACGAGCUUCUCACGUGGAACCUGGUAGACGAUAAUCCCAUAGAGAGCCUCCUCUUGCCACAGUCAUCCUUCUGGAGACCCCCGGUUACUCUCACAAAUUCUGUCGACUCUCUCGCCGAACUUGGGGACUCUACGUACAAAAUCCGGAUCGACUACGAGGGUAAUGCUCUCUGGAAUGUCGGCAUAGUCGCUAAAACGUCGUGUACCGUUGACGUCACGCUCUAUCCCUUCGACAGGCAAUCAUGCAACGUCACAUUUGCCCCGUUAGGCUACCUGAAAGACCAGAUUGUCGUGAAUUCCUCCAACCCGAUCGACCUGUCCCUCUACAUGGAGAAUGUUGAGUGGACCCUGGAGUCCACCUCGGUCAUGAGUACCAUUAUAGCAGACGUGUCAUAUGUCAUCUUCACCCUUGACCUCGCCCGGAAACCUGGAUAUUUUCUUGUCAACAUGAUCAUCCCUAUCCUCAUCAUUGGGCUUCUCAAUGGUCUGGUAUUUCUACUUCCGGCUGACUGUGGUGAACGCGUGGGUUACGCCAUCACGGCUUUCUUGACAUUCGCUGUGUUUUUGACGAUGGUGGCCGAAAACUUACCCAAAGCCUCUGAGCCAAUGUCACUGCUGUGUUACUUCUUGACUCUAAUGUUGAUGGUGAGUUCCCUCAUCACCAUAGUAACUAUUCUGAUAUUGAGAGUCUACCAUCAAGACGAGGAGACCACGCCCCCGGAAGCUGUACGCCACAUGGUUGCGUUCAUGACAUGCCGGAAAUGCAAAAAGUGGUGUAGCAAAAAGAAGACGAGCAGGAACGCAGUGGCAGAUAUCAUCGACAACGAUGAUGACGAUGACAACAGCGAUGCCGAAGUAGACAGUAUCCAGGCACCAGUUGAUGACAGGGACAUCAAAGGGAUCACGUGGAGGAUGGUGGGUGGAGCUUUGGACGGGUUCUGUUUUAUAUUCUUUUUCUUCUUCUCGUUGGGUAUCACCAUUUUCUUCAUGUAUCCACUUGUCAAUGCCGGGUUGGAGGGCUAACAGUCACGUGGUACAAAACACACAUGUCACGUUCGACACAACAACGUUGUCAGAUAAACGUUUGUAUGGAGAUAAACGUUUGUAUGGAGUGUUCGUUCGUAUAUCGAGAAUAUUUCAAUUUAAGACUUUACAAAAUAUUUCCUUGUCGAAAUGUGCUAAGGACAGACACACAAAGAUACAUGCAUCAGCUGUUCAAUGAACUGUUCUGUCCGAGCUGGCCAAAUGAGAUAUUAGAAGUUGAAAGUGGAAUUACUCUGCACGUGCUUUCGAGCUCUGAUAAUGGAAGUUACCAACUUAAAAUCAUAUCUGUACAUAUGUCAUAACGUUAUACAAAGGGGGGCUAACUCUGGUUAUUCAUUAAAUAAUUGCGUUGUUAAAGC